This is a messenger RNA of Tricharina praecox, 2715 nucleotides long. RefSeq names its product armadillo-type protein. Gene Ontology annotation, molecular function: protein kinase activity; ATP binding. The coding region runs from base 69 to 2504 and encodes 811 amino acids. The record is from RefSeq and is a predicted model, not a curated record. The transcript is spliced from 7 exons. Gene Ontology annotation, biological process: protein phosphorylation; tRNA export from nucleus. Lineage: Eukaryota; Fungi; Ascomycota; Pezizomycetes; Pezizales; Pyronemataceae. Gene Ontology annotation, cellular component: cytoplasm.
GUUCAGUUCACGAGCCGCACCCCGGCCCACCACCGCCCCCCACCCCACCCCGCCCUCACCCCCUCACGAUGGACUUCCUUAAGUCGACGCUCUCCUCGGCACUCUCCAAGGGUCCACCGUUUCCAUACACGUUCCACGACCGCGUCACCUUGCCGGGGGACACGCCCGUCGGCGGGGUAUUCCAGCUGUUCAACGGCACGAAGCGCGAGGAUGGGUCCGCCUGCAGUAUAUUUACGUUCGAGGUCACGGACGCUACCAGGACUCGCCUGCCAUUGGCUAAGAACGCGCUCAGAAGAUUGAGGACGCUUAGGCACCCCGGUGUGCUGAGGGUGCUGGAUAGUGUUGAGACAGAUGCGUACAUCUACAUCGCGACGGAGCGGGUUUCGCCGCUGGCGUGGGACGUGAAGCGCGGUGCGUUGCAGGCGGAGACGGUUAAGUGGGGGCUAUGGGGGGUUGCUAUUACGCUGAAGUUCCUUAACGACGAGGCGAAGAUCAUACAUGGCAAUGUGCGCCUGGCUUCGGUUUUCACGAGCGAGAGCGGCGAGUGGAAGCUCGGUGGCUUCGAGGUGCUGUCGGCUGUCGCCGAUGAUGAGCCGUUUAUCUACAGGUAUGGUAGCUUGCUGCCGGACGCGGGAAGGUUUGCGGCGCCGGAGAUUGGGAAGGGCGGGUGGGAAGGGUUGAAGAACUUUCCGGUGCACGUAACAGACUCCUGGGGAUUCGCCGAGCUUACAUACGAGGCGUUCAAUGGCUCGCUCACGAGUGUGGACCAGCUCAGUCAGCCGAAAAAGAUACCGCCCGCGAUGUCGGCGGCGUACAAGCGGCUCAUCACGGCGAAUCCAAAGUCGCGAUUGUCUGUGUCGCACUUCCUCGAGCAGGGCACACGGUCGGGCUCGUUCUUUGAUAUCCCGCUCAUACACAUUUCCGAGUUCGUCGAGAACAUGGGCGUCAAGGAUCAGGACGAGCGCGAGACAUUCCUGGAAGAGCUCGAGAGGACCGGAGAUCAGUUCCCCGAGGACUUUUUCAAAAUGAAAGUGCUUCCCGAGUUGCUGAAAAGUGUCGAGUUUGGUGGUGGUGGACCAAAGGUGUUUGGUGCGGUGCUGCAGAUCGGCGAGAAGUUGAGCACGGAGGAGUGGGAGGCUUCGAUUACCCCCGUCGUCGUGAGACUGUUUUCCCUGCCCGAUAGAGCUACGAGAGUCUUCUUGCUGGAUAAUCUCAGCCGCAUGAUUGAUCACUUGUCGAACAAGGUGGUGAAUGAUAAGAUUUUUCCAGAUAUGUUGACGGGCUUUUCGGACUCGGCGCCAAUAGUACGAGAACAAACCGUGAAAGCCGUUCUCACCAUCAUCGGAAAGCUGUCGGAUCGCCAUAUCAACGGUGAACUGUUGAAGCAUUUGGCAAAGACGCAGAACGACGAGCAGCCUGGAAUCAGAACCAAUACUACUAUAUGUCUCGGAAAGAUCGCUAGGCACCUGGGGCCAAAUACUCGACAAAAAGUCCUGGUCGCUGCAUUCACUCGUUCGCUCCGUGAUCCAUUUGUCCACGCCCGCAACGCCGCACUCUUGGCGCUUGGAGCCACGUCCGAUGUCUUCGACGAGACCGACUGUGCCAGCAAAGUCAUCCCCGCAAUUGCGCCGAGCCUUGUAGAUAAGGAGAAGUUGAUCCGUGACCAGGCGGUCAAGACCGUGGCAUUGUAUCUGGCACGCAUAGCGACCUUGACGAAGAAUUACCCCGAUACGGUUAUCCCCGCCUCUGCUACUGCGAUUGCAUCCACCCCCGGGACUCCGGCAAAGGCGGUUGCAACAGGCGAUGGCGAGAGCGUGGUGAUGCCAGGUGGAUGGACGAGUUGGGCUGUCGGAACUUUUGCGGCCGCUGCCGGACAGAUGCAAUCCCGAGUUACAGUUACGGCCGCAGCCAUAGCGGCGGAAGAACGCCCCGCCUCCGCACCGCUACCGAAUGCAACCACAACUUCUGCUUCUUCCACUUCCAGGCCACAAACAAAAGCCACCGUCAGCACGUCGUCUGUCCCGCAACCGGGCGGCUUCCUGGACGAUGAAGAUGAUGAUCUCGAUGGAUGGGGUGCGCUCGACGAAGACAAAGAUACCACCAACGACUACGACAACGGCGAGACCUUCUUCGACGCGCUGGAAAAGAAGACGGGCCGGAAACUCGGCGGUGCCGCCAGCAAUAAGGAAAACCGAAUUGCGUCCCCGCCCGCUCCUUCUGCAGCCGCAUCCACCGGCCGCAUCAGCUCCUUCGGUCCAAAGCCGUUUUCGCUCAAGCAUGAGGAGGAGGUCGAUUUCGAGGCGCUUAUUGGCGCGAAGAAGGGUGGGAAGACCCUGCCGAAGGGAUUGACUAAGAAAACUACUCCGACUACGGUGGUGAGAAAAACGCCGGCGCCGGUCGCGAAGAAGACUAUGCCGCCUAAAAAAGUACCGCCCCCACCGCCGAAGAAGACGGAAACGUGGGACGAUGGUGAGGCGGAUUGGGGCGAUGAUGCGUGGGCUUGAUUUACUGUAGAAUUUGUGUUUGUGUUUUUUGCGCUGUAGAUGGCUGGGAUGGCGGUGGAGUCGGCACGUAUAUCUGGUGGUUGCUCUUGAGCUUUUGCGCUUUUGUGUUGUAAUAAUAGGAUUUAUAUUUGUCUAUUUGUGGCCAAUUCUGGUAUUCAUACAUAGAUGGAAGUGGGAGAUCCGGAUCCAGAUACGGUACAUAGCAUGAGCA